This is a messenger RNA of Coccomyxa subellipsoidea C-169, 1389 nucleotides long. RefSeq names its product DUF760-domain-containing protein. The transcript is spliced from 7 exons. NCBI's taxonomy places the organism in Eukaryota, Viridiplantae, Chlorophyta, Trebouxiophyceae, Coccomyxaceae. Bases 1 to 1182 code for a protein of 393 amino acids. The record is from RefSeq and is a predicted model, not a curated record.
AUGGUCAACUACUACCUCAAGAUGGAGCCGCACUUAUUCAGGGAGGCAGUGCAUGGUCAGUUUGAGAGGAUUGUUCAGGAACGGGAGGCUGCUGCUGCAGCUGCCAAGGCAAAGGGCAAUGAUGCUGCCUCUGGAAGCGACAAGAGCGACCUUGUCUUGUACAGGCGGAUGGAGGAGGUGAAGAGGAGCGAGCAGCGCGCAACCGUGGAGGAUCUCAUGUAUGCGAGUGUCCUGGAGAAGUUUGUGGACGUUGGAGUGGACAUGCUGCCCCGCUUGGAGAACAUCAUCGAGUCACCUGCAAACCUCAAGGCCCUGACAGAGGGCAUCCACACCAAGGAGGCGCUGGAUCUUGUGAGGGAGCAUGUGCGCGGCAUCAUGGGCCCAGCAGCUGUCGCGUUUUCCAACGCCAUGAUCAAGAUGUCCAGGCUCCAAGCUGCCCAGGUGUAUGCAGCAAGCAUCAUGUUUGGGUACUUUGUGAGGCGUGUGGACAAGCGAUUCCAGCUGGAGCGCUCCCUCGGCCUGCUCCCCCAGAACACUGAGGAGGCAGUCGCGCGGUUAGAGCGGCUCUUCUCACAGGCUGAGAAUGUGGAUGCUGCUGAGGAUCCAGACUCAGCCCCAUCAUCUCCAAGCUCAGAGUCAUCAUCGUCGGCUGGCCCAGCUGACAUCCCAUCUGGAGGCCCUUUGGGUGGAUCCGGUGUCUCACAGGCAGAAGCAACCGGCGACUUCCAAAGCCUUGGCGCGGAGAAAGCAAAAAAGAAGAGCGCUCUGAGAGAGUAUGUAGAAGCCUUUGAUCAGGAGACAAUGCUGGAGAUGACUCGGGUGGUCAGUGCGGAGGGGGCAGCCCUUGUGGAAGCUCAGACCAGUGCGCUGUUUGGCGACCUCAAAUCGUUGCAGCGGCAGAUGCAGGAAGCGGUGGGCACGGAUGCCAACUCUAUGGAGGAGCUGAUGGAGCGCGUGCAGUCGGCUGUGAACAGCGGUGCUGUGGAGUCUGUAACAAUCACAGUCGGCACGCAGCGCCGCGCAGUGCUGGAGGCCGUGGCGUUUGGCACCUUCCUGCGCGAUGUGGAGACGCAUGUGGACACAGAGUAUGCGCUGCUGACUCCACCCAGCGGGGACGGCGGUAGCGGCGGUGGUGGCGGCCAGGGUGCUCGCAAGGGCGGAUCCCCUCUGGCAGGCGUCUGAUAUUUUUUAGUCUCCUGCCCAGGAAAAUGCUUCUACUUGCCAAAGUGCACAAAUGUGGUGCACCUUGAUGCUGGAAGCUGUGGAAUUAUUUGCUCGCUAAUUUGAAUCAACCUGACAAGUUGCACAUAGGAAUUGGCCUGCGUGCCAGGACCAGGAAAUGCAAUCAAUGAUAUAUUGUUGCUGUUCCAUGGGAAAUAUCUGUUCCAG